AUGGAUGAGUUUGGGCUCUGGGACGUACCAUUUUCAUCAUUGUGCAAGUUGGUCGGUAGCCAACAACCAGAUCACCAGGUAGUCGAAUUGAAGGCCAAUUUCCCCGAUGUGUUCACCAAUCGUAUGGGACUGUGCAUCAAAACACAAGUGUAUCUCACUCUCAAGUCGGACGCUCAGCCAGUAUUCAAACCCAAGCGGCCAGUUUCGUACAACAUGGAGGCCGUAGUUGAAGACGAGCUGAAGCGGCUUGAAGAUUUGGGUAUCAUCACACCAGUGACGUAUGGAGAUUGGGCAGCUCCCAUCGUAGUUGUCCGCAAGCCGGAUCACUCCGUGCGCAUUUCUGCGGAUUUCCCCACCGGAUUAAACAAUGCGCUCGAAUCAAAUAGCUACCCGCUUCCACUCCCGGAAGACAUAUUUAAUCGGAUGGCGAAUUGCACGAUGUUUAGCCACAUAGAUCAGUCGGAUGCUUACCUACAAGUUGAGCUCGACGAGGAAAGCAGGAAGCUCGUUACCAUCAACACCCACAAGGGGCUCUAUCGUUUCAAUCGGCUUUCCCCUGGUGUCAAGUGUGCACCCGGCGCUUUCCAGCAGAUCAUGGAUACCAUGCUAAGUGGGCUCCCGUGUACAUCUCCAUAUCUCGACGACAUCCUAUACCGUGUUCUACAGCGCUUUCAAGAGUAUGGAUUUACGGCAAAAUACGAAAAGUGCCGAUUCUUCAUGCGCCAGGUGAAGUACUUGGACCAGCUUCUGGAUACAGAGGGCAUUCGUCCGGACCCGGAAAAAGUGAAAGCAAUCGUCAACAUGCCUCCUCCUCACGAUGUUCCUACGCUUCGUUCGUACUUAGGUGCGAUAAACUAUUACGGAAAAUACAUUCGGGAAAUGCGUACACUACGCCAACCGCUGGAUGAGCUGCUCAAGGAGGAUUCCAACUACCAGUGGUCCGAGGCUUGCCAGUGUUUAUUUGAUCGUUUCAAAGAAAUCCUCCAGUCAUCGCUCAUGCUGACGCACUCGUGA
Molecule: messenger RNA, 1014 nt
Organism: Ochlerotatus camptorhynchus
Lineage: Eukaryota; Metazoa; Arthropoda; Insecta; Diptera; Culicidae
Exons: 1
Coding region: 1-1014 (337 amino acids)
Source: RefSeq, a predicted model, not a curated record